AUGGUCGGAGGACCGGGAGAGAGUCUGCAAGCGGAACCAAAACCACAAAUUGAUCCUACAGAAGGUAGCGUUGUUUUCUGGGGUUUAAGUAGCAAUAGGAAGUUUAGUGGCCAACUUGCAAUUUUCUUGAGUUGUGUAAAAGCUGUCGCCUUUUGUCUGUCGUGGAAUAUCCUCGUCGAAGUUUCUCUGGAACAAGCCUUCAGCGAUCUAGUAACCUCUUCAACGCCACCCAAGCGGAGAAAGUUGAGACGUAUCCCGAUAGUGCUUAACGUGGUAAUUAAGAAUCCAAGCAUGAACUGCAACAUGAUAAAUGUGUCGAUGGGUUCGAUGGGUGUAAUGGUUGGGUCUGGGGAAAAGUUUGCCACAAUUGUCGCCGUAGCAAUGGCGAACACGAAGAUGGAAUUGGUGUCGAAGACGGAUUGGGCAGACUGCGGGUCUACCAGGAGGCUCAUCCAAGAAGAGAUCCAUUGCAGGUGCUCCAGUACGGCGGAGGCCACAGGCGUAUCAAUCGAGCCCGCAAAGGUGUAG
Molecule: messenger RNA, 528 nt
Organism: Ilyonectria robusta
Lineage: Eukaryota; Fungi; Ascomycota; Sordariomycetes; Hypocreales; Nectriaceae
Exons: 3
Coding region: 1-528 (175 amino acids)
Source: RefSeq, a predicted model, not a curated record